This is a messenger RNA of Lachancea mirantina, 1851 nucleotides long. Lineage: Eukaryota; Fungi; Ascomycota; Saccharomycetes; Saccharomycetales; Saccharomycetaceae. The record is from the annotation of a GenBank genome assembly.
AUGAACUUUUACAUUUUAACCAUUUUCGCGCUUCUGCAGGCAUUGUCGGUUUAUGGGUUUGACGCCCAAUCCAAGACCAACGUCGCCGUUUAUUGGGGGCAGGCGUCUGCCGGAUCUCAGGAGUCGCUGGCGACUUACUGUGAAUCUGGCGAUGUUGACAUCGUCCUAUUGUCAUUCCUUUACGCUUUUCCCAACCCAUUGAAACUCGAUUUCAGUUCCGCAUGCUCUUCGACGUUUUCGGACGGUCUUCUCCACUGUUCUCAAAUCGCAUCCGAUAUCAAAACAUGUCAAGGUCUAGGCAAAAAAGUGUUCCUUUCGCUUGGCGGUGAAAGCGGUGCUUAUGGGUUUUCUGACGACUCCGAAGCCGAAUCGUUUGCCGACACUCUAUGGAACACUUUUGGUGAAGGAUCUGGCUCUGAGCGGCCCUUCGACGAUGCUGUCGUUGAUGGUUUUGAUUUUGACAUUGAAAACAACAAUCAGAACGGUUAUGUCGCAUUGGCCAAAAAAUUAAGACAAUAUUACAAUUCUGCUUCCAAAGAUUUUUACAUUUCCGCCGCUCCCCAAUGCUACUAUCCAGAUGCCAGUGUGGGAAAUUUACUAAGCAAUGCGGAAGUUGAUUUUGCCUUCAUUCAAUUUUACAACAAUUACUGUAAUGUCGACAAACAGUUCAAUUGGGAUACCUGGCAAAAUUUUGCUGAGACCGUCUCUCCAAACUCCGAUAUUAAACUAUUCCUAGGUUUGCCAGGUUCUCCCACUGCGGCUGGAUCCGGAUACAUCUCUGACACUGAUGAAGUAUCGAGUACUGUGAAAAGUAUCUCAAGUUCUAGCAAUUUUGGCGGUAUCAUGCUGUGGGAUGCUUCUCAAAGCUUCAAAAACACGAUCAAUGGCAAAACCUAUGUGUCUUUGAUGAAGGAUGCUUUGGAACAAAAUGUGCUGUCCUCCAGCUCGGCCGCUCCUGCAGUCUCCUCAGCAGCCCCUUCUGCGGUCACUUCUGGGAUCACUUCCGCAUCUACUCUAAGCAGCUCCACAUCUGCUUCAGGCUCCAGCUCAUCACCUUCAAGUAGCUCCACUUCCGACAGUUUUACUUCUGUAUCCUUGAGCUCUGCAUCUAUUCCACCUACUACUUCGGUUUCUACAACCACUUCUUCAUCCAUCACGAGCACCAUCCCAGCGACUACAACUGGCUCCACUUCUACACCCAGCACUACCCCUGUUCCAGUCUACUCAUCCCAAACAUCAAAUGUUGCCACUGCCAAUGCACCUUUGCCUUUUUCAAGCACAAAUACCUUUACGCCUUCGACCUUAGUGACCCAAGUCGGCACAUUUUCAUCUGCGCCCGCCUGGAGUUCGACACCUGUCACCAAUACCCCCUCCAGCUCAGUGACGCCAGAGACCACAUCUUCCGCUUCAGCUUCAACUUCAAACUCUCAACAGAGGUUUACUACAACUCUAACACCAACCUCCGCCGCACCAACCUCCGCCGCACCAACUUCCGCACCACCAACUUCCGCACCACCAACUUCCGCACCACCAACUUCCGCACCACCAACUUCCGCACUACCAACCUCCACGGCUACGACAGCGUCCACUCAGGAGACCGCCUCCAGCUCUUGGGCCCACGACAGAGCCAUUGCGCUAAAUAAACAAUACUCCGAAGGGCAGAUGAAUGGCAGUUCUGAAUGUUUCGAGGGCGAAAUUUCAUGUUCCGCUGACGGACAAAUUGCCAUUUGUGAUCACAAUGAAUGGGUGUAUAUGGAAUGUGCCGCAGGGACCACUUGUUACGCUUACGAUUCCGACAAUGUGGUUUUCACGAGUUGCAACUUCUCCUAUUUGAAAAGCUCUUUUCAGUAG